Messenger RNA from Frieseomelitta varia, 1882 nucleotides. RefSeq names its product protein misato (gene mst). The record is from RefSeq and is a predicted model, not a curated record. Gene Ontology annotation, cellular component: cytoplasm. The coding region runs from base 257 to 1882 and encodes 541 amino acids. Gene Ontology annotation, biological process: mitochondrion distribution. The transcript is spliced from 5 exons. Lineage: Eukaryota; Metazoa; Arthropoda; Insecta; Hymenoptera; Apidae.
UAGUACUUGCACAUACUAUGAAAGAAAGAAAUGGAAGUAAAAUGGAAGAAGCUUUCAAAACGUAAAUUCAAUCUGUAGUAGAUUUGGCUUUUAUAAUGCUUUUGUUAUUUGACGAGCUGUUAUUGAUGUUUUAUCAGUGAUGUGCAUAUAACAAACAAUAAAUGUGUAGUGUAAUACACGUGUAUUUAAUAGUAUAACCUUAUUUUUAAAUCGUAUAGAAAUCGUACAGAAAUUUGUAUUACAUACGUAAUACAGGAUGACAUCUCGAGAAAUAUUAACUAUUCAAUUAGGCCAUUAUUCUAAUUUUAUCGGAACUCAUUGGUGGAAUAUACAGGAAACUAAUUUUUCCUACGAUUCUGAUAAUCCAUCUGAAAUAAAUCAUGAUGUUCUGUACAGAGAAGGUGAAAAUUUAAAGAGACAAGUUACUUAUACUCCUAGAUUGCUGUUGGUUGAUUUGAGAGAAGCAGUUGGAUAUUUGAAGGAACAAGGAACUCUGUAUGAUACUCCUCAGUCAAAAGAAGCCCAACAGUCUUUGUGGGAUGAUACAAAAGUGGAGGUCUUGAAAGAAGAAACAGUUAAUAAAUCGCCUUUUAUUAAAAGCUUAGAUGAAUCUUUUGAAUCUCAGAAUCCAACAUCAUCGUCGCUUAGUUUGGAAAAUAAUAUUAAUUCAUGGGUAGAUUGUUUGUUACCUAGAUUUCACCCUAGGACAUUGAAUGUCAUCAAACAUCAUAAACAUGAUGGCGCAAUGUAUCCAUUUGGUAUUUUUACUUACGGAAGGAAUUUAUGGAAUACAGAACAAUUUUCGGAUGACUUUUCUGAAAGAAUAAGAGCUUAUGUCGAAGAAUGUGACUUAAUGCAAGGUUUUCAGAUAAUUCUAGAUUCUGUGGAUUGUUUCGCUGGAAUUGGAGCAUCAUGUAUGCAACAUUUAAAAGAUGAAUACGGAAAAAGUAUUAUAUCAUUUCCAUGUAUAGACAGUAAGAGGACUGAACAUUCUGCAUCUAAUAUGAUUAAAAUACUCAAUACAGCUUUGUGCUGGCAACAUGUAGAAGAAUAUACAUCAUUAUUUAGUCCACUUUGUUGUGGGGAAACAGCUUGGCCACAAAUUGGAGAUUCGCGUGUAUUUAAUCAUUUGACAUACAAUUCUGAAUUAAAGUAUCACAGUAGUGCACUUUUAGCUACCGCUUUGGAUACACUGACUAUUAGAUACAGGCGAAAAGAAUAUUCAAAUGUAGUUUUAUCUGAUUUAUGUGCCGAUCUCAAUAAACUGGGUCGAAAAGCAACUGCAACGAGCUUGACUUUACCGUUCCCUAUAACCGCUAAAGCAGAUUUGAUCGACAUGCUUGACGAUUUCGAAGGGCCAUUGUGGACAAGUUUGACACCAAAUUGUGCUAUAUCAAUGGACAAAAAUAUGCAAAGUAUAGUAUUACGAGGAAUUUCCGAAGAAAGAUUAAAACGGCCUAUUUCUCAUGCAAUGAAACAAAUGUCAAAACCAGCAUAUAGAUGCUCUACUGUACAUGAAAUGAUGAUGCUUUAUUUAGCAUGUACUUGUCAUGCAUCUGCAACUUAUUUGUCAAAUAUUUCGUCACCGCUCUACAUAAAAUCUCCAUAUCCAAAGAUAUUCAAUAACAACAUUACUGAAACCGGAGACGUUAUUGGUUGGCCAGUAGGAACAGAUGUUCAAUCUGUUCCUGUUAUGGCCGGUUUACACAGUGGAAACAAUCUUAGUGCAAUGUAUGAAUCUUUACAUAGUCAAUUGAGCAGAAUAAGAAGCAUAAAGAAGUUCCAUGCAUUUACAGAUUCUGGUUUGGAAGAGGACGAAUUCAAUGAAUGCCUCAAUUAUUUACUCGAUUGCAAAGAAAAUUACGAAGAUCAUUACAUUUAA